CUUAAUCAUUCUUUAUACAUGUGGUCUUACAUCGUGUGAAAUAUUGCAAUAUUUUUUUUAAUAAAACUGAAAAUAUGUGUGGUAGAAUCUGUGGUAUAACAACCACAGUAAUAGGUGUGGUGUUAGUGGUUGUUAGUACAGUUCUUACCUUUGUUUUCGUACCCGGUGUUAUUGAAGAUUUGAUCAUAAAUGAGGUAGUCCUUUUAGAUGACACAGAGCAAAUGGAGAGAUUUCAGGAAAUACCAUUUCCUCUAAAUUUCACAAUCAGAUUCUUUAACAUAUCGAAUAGAGAAGAAGUUCUCGCAGGUGGAGUACCCGACCUGGUAGAAGUCGGACCUUACAUAUACAAAUCAUAUCAAUCAAGAGAUGUGGAGAGUAUGGAGGUUGACACGAUCAGCUAUCGAACUAUGGAGCGGCUCGAAUUCGAUGCUGAGAGUUCCUACCCCUACACAGAGGAUGAUAUAAUGACGAUCGUCAAUCCACCAUAUCAUCUUAUUCUACAAGUUGCAGAGAAGUCAUUUCCGAACUUAAUGAGUAUAAUAAACUCUGCAAUAACCGGUGUAUUUGGUAGAUAUGGUAAUCCUAUCGUCGAUAUAAGAGUUCGUGAUUUAUUAUUUGAUGGUAUUAGAUUCUGUGAAAACCCCGGUCUCAUCGCCAGCAUCGUUUGUACUCAGAUUAGAAGUAUUGGCGCUACUUCUAAUAACUUGGCUGUACAAGAGGAUGGUUCCAUCAUAUUCGCUCUUCUUACAUCGCGUAUACAACCCAGCAGCGUAUACAAGGUGCACCGAGGUAUUAACAAUCCAGAGGACUUGGGACGCAUUAUAUCCCUAAAUGGAUCGUCGCAGUUCUACUAUUGGGUGGACGAAGAGGAAGGAAAACCGAGCGUUUGUAACAUGAUCAAUGGAACCGACGCUAGUAUAUACAAUCCAUUUGUCGAUAACUCGAAAUCACUGUUCGGCAUCAACACUGACAUAUGCAGGUCCGUAGAAUUGCGUUAUCAGCACGAUAUUGACUAUGAGGGAAUACCUGGAUACAGAUUCUCUGCCAACGAAUGGUUCUUGGACAAUGAUGAUGGAUGUUUCUGUGUCAAUUUAACUAGUGGAAUAACAAGAGAGGAUGGCUGCUUACUGAGAGGUGCUGCGGAACUUUACAGCUGCGUAGGUGGGCCCAUGGUUCUGACGUAUCCGCAUUUCUUAUACGCUGACCCAAUUUAUGCUAAUGGUGUUAAAGGCAUUAAUGCAUCAAUUGAAGAUCACAGGAUAUUGCUUGAUUUAGAACCUAACACAGGAACAGUUUUGAGAGGCGCAAAAAGAGCUCAAUUUAAUAUAUUUCUAAGGCCAAUUACUUCAAUUACCGCAACAGAAAAUUUUAACAACACAUUAACACCUAUUGUUUGGCUAGAAGAGAGUGUCCUAUUACCAGAAGAAUUCGUGGAUCAGCUGAAGAAUCGAAUGCUUAUGCCUCUAAACUUAGUUAGCAUCCUGCUACCCAUUGUAAUUGCUUUGUGCUGCGUGGUAGUUGUAGUUGGAGUGGUGAUCUUCGUUAGAGCGAAAUUGCGAAACAAAUCACCUUCCAUUACUACAAGAUAAUUACAGUAUGUGUUACUGCAAAAGCCCGAACUCUGGUGAAUCCUAAGAUUAACCAACUACCUAUUCUAACAUUUUGUUUACCACAUCAUUUAGUAAAUAAGACCUACUUCAAAUACGCAAAAAAUGUCAAUAAACAGCCGACAAUAACAAUAUUUCAUUAUGUAGAAUUUUAAACUUAAUAAUUAAUAAAUAAAUU
Messenger RNA from Papilio xuthus (Asian swallowtail), 1785 nucleotides. It is a transcript of the gene Snmp2, whose product is annotated as sensory neuron membrane protein 2. Lineage: Eukaryota; Metazoa; Arthropoda; Insecta; Lepidoptera; Papilionidae. Gene Ontology annotation, molecular function: scavenger receptor activity. Gene Ontology annotation, cellular component: cytoplasm; membrane. The coding region runs from base 75 to 1589 and encodes 504 amino acids. The transcript is spliced from 9 exons. The record is from RefSeq and is a predicted model, not a curated record.